Molecule: messenger RNA, 1543 nt
Organism: Radiomyces spectabilis
Lineage: Eukaryota; Fungi; Mucoromycota; Mucoromycetes; Mucorales; Radiomycetaceae
Exons: 4
Coding region: 92-1306 (404 amino acids)
Biological process (GO): carbon catabolite repression of transcription
Cellular component (GO): cell division site; cell tip; nucleus
Molecular function (GO): protein binding
Source: RefSeq, a predicted model, not a curated record
AUUUAUUAUUUUUUCUCUGGCCAAUGUGUCUCUGCCCCAUUGUCUCAUUCACUCAUGUUCCCUUACUCUCACGAGCGUGGAUUUAUAAUUGAUGGAUAGUUAUUUGCAUACACCAUUGGCCAGCAGCACGAUGCUUUCACGCUCCAUGCCGGCGACGUCGCAUAUGAUGAAGCCGCCCAUUCGAGCUAUACCUGAAUCUAAUCCGGAUGUUGAUUGCAAAGCAUUGCUGACUCCGGACGGUACUUACCGAUUGCAGCAAGAAGUCUAUUUUUCCACCAUUCCACCCCAGUAUGCCACGGGAACCCAUGCCAGUCUCAUAGAAAAUGAAAGGAAAAAGUCACCCAGCCAAGGUUCGUGCGAUGCAGGCGUAGCGCGGACUUUCAGUCGAUCACCUGCCUUUGAAGGCUUACCGGAACACACCGAACCGGUAUUUCACGUUGGAGGAGAAGAGGAAAACGGGUUGGAAUCAGACGCAGGUCCCGGCAUCUUGCCUCAAUUGCUUCUUGCCGAGAACAAGGACAUUGGUUCACCCGGUAUCAAUAUUACCACACCUUAUAAUGUCCCAACCCUGGCCGACCCAGACAUUCCUACCGCAUCCCGAACCCUGACGCGAUCAUCGUCCAUGUCCAGCACGGACGGAAGCAGUGAUCUGUCACCGUCCCCAUUAUCGCAUAGUACUUCUGUCGCCAGUACCAACUCCUACUUCCCCGAAAUCAUGUCUCCCACCAACAGUCGCCGUUUCCCCAAUUCCUAUGUCGAUAUAGAACGAUCCCAAACCAUGUUUCUUUCCACAACGAGAGAGACCAACGCGGACGACGAUCAUUUACCCAUCACACAAACCUUUAGUCAUGGAUGGAGUGUGGGCUCAUUUUCAUCAUUUUCGCACCACGGCUCCCAUCACCAUGCUCAUCACCAUCACCACCACCACAACCACAACCAUCAUCACCCAUCUCGUCACCAUAUCAAACGACCGAAAAAUAGUCUUAUUAAAUCCAAAUCCAGUUUGAUUGAACGUGUCGUAGUGUACGAACAGUUACCCAAAGUACUCGCCUCACGAUCGCCUAGGGAUCGGUAUCUCUUUUUCAAUGUCGGGUCCAAUUUUAUUUGGAUGGAUGCCAAUGAUCAUCCCAAGGAACCACUGACGCGGAUCGUUUUUUCUGGAGGUCAUCCUACUUGCCACGAUGUGAAUGCGAUGACGAUGAGUGAUGAGCAUAUGGAUGUGAUUAUUGGAUUCUCGUCGGGGGACUUCAUAUGGUAUGACCCCAUCAAUACCCGGUACUCUCGGUUGAAUAAGAAUGUAAAUUGAAUCUUUGAUUUUUGUCAUUGCUGUGAUCACCCGUUACUUGGCAAAAACUCACGCGAACAUGUCAUAGGGUUCCAUGAAUGCUUCAGCGGUGACGAUGGUAAAAUGGAUCCCUGGUUCCGAGGAUCUAUUUAUGGCUUCUUUUCGCGAUGGAUCCGUCAUGAUUUUUGACAAGGAUCGAGAUGAUCAACCUUUUACACCUUCCGCACCGAGAUCGUGGGCCGAAGAGCAAUUUCAGGU